Molecule: messenger RNA, 2491 nt
Organism: Eurypyga helias (sunbittern)
Lineage: Eukaryota; Metazoa; Chordata; Aves; Eurypygiformes; Eurypygidae
Gene: ACTR2
Product: ARP2 actin-related protein 2 homolog (yeast)
Exons: 8
Biological process (GO): Arp2/3 complex-mediated actin nucleation
Cellular component (GO): Arp2/3 protein complex; actin cortical patch
Molecular function (GO): actin filament binding
Source: RefSeq, a predicted model, not a curated record
UUUGUGAAAUGUGGCUAUGCAGGCUCAAAUUUUCCGGAGCACAUUUUUCCAGCUUUGGUUGGAAGACCCAUUAUAAGAUCAACCGCUAAAGUGGGAAACAUUGAAAUCAAGGAUCUCAUGGUUGGUGACGAAGCAAGUGAAUUACGCUCAAUGCUGGAAGUGAAUUAUCCAAUGGAGAAUGGCAUAGUUCGGAACUGGGAUGAUAUGAAGCACCUCUGGGAUUACACAUUUGGACCAGAAAAACUUAAUAUUGACACAAAAAAUUGUAAAAUACUACUUACAGAACCUCCCAUGAAUCCCACUAAAAACAGGGAGAAGAUUGUGGAGGUUAUGUUUGAGACAUACCAGUUUUCUGGGGUGUAUGUAGCCAUUCAGGCUGUUCUUACUUUGUAUGCUCAAGGUUUGUUGACUGGUGUUGUUGUGGACUCUGGAGACGGUGUCACUCAUAUUUGCCCAGUUUAUGAAGGUUUCUCUCUCCCCCAUCUCACCAGACGGUUAGAUAUCGCUGGGAGGGAUAUCACUAGGUACCUCAUUAAGCUCCUCUUACUGCGAGGAUAUGCUUUCAACCAUUCUGCCGACUUUGAGACCGUUCGCAUGAUCAAGGAGAAGCUGUGUUACGUGGGCUACAACAUUGAACAGGAGCAGAAACUGGCACUAGAGACCACAGUACUAGUUGAAUCCUACACGCUUCCAGAUGGCAGGAUUAUCAAAGUUGGUGGAGAACGGUUUGAGGCACCAGAGGCUCUCUUCCAGCCUCACUUAAUCAACGUAGAGGGGGUUGGUGUGGCUGAGUUGCUGUUCAACACCAUCCAGGCUGCUGACAUUGAUACCAGGUCUGAAUUCUACAAGCACAUUGUGCUGUCUGGAGGGUCCACCAUGUACCCCGGGCUGCCUUCGCGACUGGAGCGAGAACUUAAACAGCUCUACCUGGAACGGGUUCUGAAAGGAGACGUGGAAAAACUCUCGAAAUUUAAGAUCCGAAUUGAAGAUCCACCCCGUCGAAAGCACAUGGUGUUUUUAGGUGGCGCAGUUCUAGCAGACAUCAUGAAAGACAAAGACAACUUCUGGAUGACCCGACAAGAAUACCAGGAAAAGGGAGUGCGUGUGCUGGAGAAGCUUGGUGUGACUGUUCGAUAAAUCCCAAAGCUUGUUCCCAUCACAUGUCUAAAGCUUUUUUUUCUUUCAUUGCCAAUCUCUGAACUCACUCGGCUACAUGCUAUGGAAAGGCCUGUCUGUGGCCUUUUGACCCAAAGGUCAGGUUUUGUUCUGGUUUCUUGGGGUCGCUUUUGUUAAACGUUUCUUAAUGUGGCUAAAUUUGACUAUUAAAUUUGACCACUUCCCUGCAAACAAAACAGAGCAAAAGCAGCCUGUCUACUUCAUUGUUCCUUCCCAGUAGGCAAUUGGGUAAUUCUGGUAGGCUUUUUCUUCUGGGUUUAUUGCUGUAGUACUGCUAGCUUUUGUCUCUAGUUCACGAGGGGUUGUGUGCCUUUUUUAGCAUAAGAAAACCGUUAAAGAGGAGUUUUUUUUGCUAUUGGAUCAUUGUGGUGGUUAUCUUUGCAUCUUUUUGCCUCUCUCUACGUUAAGAUUUUUUUUUUCUUUCCUGCAAUUAGGAAUUUUGACUAAACAUUGUUAGAAACUAGUUUAACUAGCUGGAAUGGCUUUAAUGCGCUCUUUCAACGUCAUGUGGUUCCAUACGCGCUGCUGCCUAAACUGGCUUCUGAGGUGGUUUAUCCCUAGGGUGGUGGUGGGGCUGUCGUACCGUAUUUCUCUACGUGGGCAUGUACACAGUUGCCACAAACAGAGAAACACCUGAUAUUCUGGCAAAUGUAAAUUUGUGGCCUUAGGUGUCUCUCUUUUUCUGGAGGGAGGAGACAGGUUUGAGCUGUGUUGCUUUUACUGUUAAGGGACGGCUGGGGGUCAGUCUGACCAAAAAUGCCUCUUUUUAUAGCUAAAUUUUGGUACCGUGUUGUCUCGGCAUAGGGAGCAAGAAUGUUUAAUUAGCUGUUCUGUAAUUGUUGAGAAACUUAGAUGUGCUGAGACAGGAGCCUCUCAACUUCUGAAGAGGUUUAAUACUUUCAGAAAUGCUUGUGAAAACUGUAACUAUAGAUAUUUAAAAUGCCCAAACUAAGGUUUUUUUUUUUUUAAAGGUCUGAUAUUUUAAGUGCUUGUAUGUGCAUCAGAAGCACUUCCAUUAAACUUUCCAAGUAUAUUAACCUAGUGCCAAGUAGUUACUGCAAAUGAAUAUGUCAGUGACCGGGGUUUAUUGCAGCAAGCAGAUACUUACAAGCAACCACUGGCAGUAGGUUAUCAAGAAUGACCUGUAUUUGUUCCAGUUAAAAAUAACAUUGGAAUAGAUGUUUUUAUUGGUAAAUAUCCACAAUUCGUUUUGUCCAAGCUUGAUUUUUUGAUACUUAACGUGGGAUGGGGAAGAAAGCGAAAACUAGUGAUGAAAAUGCUGUUUCCAGAAAGUACAUUAAAGCUGAGUUGUUCU